AUGGAUCCCGACAACAAGAAAAAAUGUACCGACGUCCUGGAGCAUUUCUUUAAACUGGAUAGCUGUGAGCCCUUUCGUGAACGUGUGAACUGGGAGGAAUGGGGUCUGUACGACUACCUGCAGGUAGUCAAGGAACCUAUGGACCUGGGCACCAUUCGCAGUAAGCUGACUAAGAACGAGUACAAGAAACCAUCAGAGUUUGCGCGGGACAUGCGGCUCGUGUGGAGCAAUUGCAAGCUCUACAAUCAGGACGGAUCCGACCUGUAUCUGCUAGCUGAUGACCUUGCUCAGAAGUUCGAGGACCGGGUCAAGACAAUGAAGCUGGAUGUGGGUCCGGUGUCUAGGGCUGACAAGAGUAUCCCAGCUCCGAGUCUAGAAGAAAAGAUCUAUUUCAGUCAAAACAUAUACAAAGUAGCACCUAAGGAAAUGGGCGCUAUUGUGCAGCUGUUGGAGGAACAGUGUCCGAAAGCGCUCGAUAAAAGCUCGCCGGACGAGCUGGAUAUUGUCAUUGACCACAUUGACAACAAAACAUUCCGUGACCUGGAGAAGUUUGUGCUGGAAAAGGUGCCCGAAGGAAGUCGUGAGCCGAUUGCCACGCCCAGGUCCUCGAAGAAGUCUCGACGAUCAUCCAGCAAAAAGGCUAAAAUUGAAGCAUAA
This is a messenger RNA of Peronospora matthiolae, 657 nucleotides long. Lineage: Eukaryota; Oomycota; Peronosporomycetes; Peronosporales; Peronosporaceae. The record is from the annotation of a GenBank genome assembly.